Jaculus jaculus (lesser Egyptian jerboa) is the source of this 823-nucleotide messenger RNA. It is a transcript of the gene Ccer2, whose product is annotated as coiled-coil glutamate rich protein 2. Bases 1 to 780 code for a protein of 259 amino acids. The transcript has 5 exons. NCBI's taxonomy places the organism in Eukaryota, Metazoa, Chordata, Mammalia, Rodentia, Dipodidae. The record is from RefSeq and is a predicted model, not a curated record.
AUGAUGCUGCGUUGCACACCCAUCUUCACAGCGCUGCUGCUGCUGCUGCUGGGGGCUGCUAUGGCAGCUCCAAUAGAACCCAGACCCUCCAAGGAGAUGCUGACACACUGUCUGGCAGAGGUGGUCACCGAGGUGCUGACCCUGGGCCAGGCCCAAAGAAGCCCCUGCAUAGCUCUCCUCCAUAAAGAGAUAUUUGAGACAGAGCCCCAUGGCUGUGUGUCCCCUGAGAAAAGGUUGCUGAGUGGGGACUUCAAGAAGCAGGAGGCAAGGGAUAAGGAAGAGGAGGAGGCAGCAGAGAGGACCCACAAAUCUGAGGUGCAGGAACAGGCCAUCCACACACAGCUCCACAACCAGCUUCACCAGGUGGACAAAGAAGAGGAUAAGGAAGAGGAUAAGAAGAGUUGGCCUGGGGAGACCUUUAAGCACCUGUGGAAGCAGCAUCUAGAAGGUGCUGAGGGACCCCAAAAGCAGGUGGAUGAAAAGGUCAGGGAUGAGGACACAACCCAGUUUGAAGCAGAGAAGGGCAUGCAGUUGCUGGAUGGGGAUCGCAACCUGUGGCAGGAGGCUGACAGGGGUGGGAAAGAGAGGCUUGGGGAAUCCCCACGUCACCACCAUUACCAGCAGCAGCGUGCAGGCUCUGAGGCAAAGCAGGAAGAGGAGGAGCAGGAGGAGCAGGCUUCAGAGCAAGAGGAACAUGAUGUAGAGCGGCUGGAGCAUAUGCAACAAGAACUGAAGAAGGCUACGGCCGUGCUGGGGAAGGCACUUCAGAGGGAGGGCUGACCCCACCUCAGCCUCUUCCUCCCCACAUACCCUAUGGCUCAGG